Stegastes partitus (bicolor damselfish) is the source of this 1431-nucleotide messenger RNA. Its product is annotated as alcohol dehydrogenase class-3-like. Gene Ontology annotation, cellular component: cytosol. Gene Ontology annotation, molecular function: zinc ion binding; S-(hydroxymethyl)glutathione dehydrogenase [NAD(P)+] activity; alcohol dehydrogenase (NAD+) activity. Lineage: Eukaryota; Metazoa; Chordata; Actinopteri; Pomacentridae. The record is from RefSeq and is a predicted model, not a curated record. Gene Ontology annotation, biological process: formaldehyde catabolic process. The transcript is spliced from 10 exons. Bases 47 to 1225 code for a protein of 392 amino acids.
AGAAACAAAGACUCGGUCGGCUGUUUAUUUUGAAAACAUCACAACAAUGGCAACAGAUGGUCAGGUGAUCAAAUGUAAAGCAGCUGUUGCUUGGGAACCUAGAAAAGCUCUGGUUAUUGAGGAGGUGGAAGUGGCCCCACCCAAGGCCCAUGAAGUCAGGAUAAAGACAGUUGCCACAGGUCUGUGCCAUACAGACUGGGAAUACCUGUAUGAGACUGAAAAAGGGAUGAAAUCCAGACCGUUCCCUUUAGUUCUUGGUCAUGAAGCAGCAGGCAUCGUGGAGAGCGUUGGUCCAGAUGUCACCACAUUCUCACCUGGGGAUAAAGUUAUUCCUCUUUUUCUGCCAUAUUGUGGUGAAUGUGAGCGAUGCCAAAGUCCCAAAACAAACCACUGCAGGAAGAACUGGGAAAAUGCACAAGUGGGUGUGUUGGCUGAUGGCACAAGUAGGAUAUCUUGCAAGGGACGGCAGGUUUACCAGUUUCUUGGCGUCAGUUCCUUCUCUCAGUACACUGUGGUUCCCGACAUCUCACUUGCUAAGAUAAGAGCCGAUGCACCACUGGACAAAGUGUGUCUGCUGGGCUGCGGUGUCUCCACUGGCUACGGUGCUGCUGUUAAUGCCGCCAAGGUUGAGAAAGAUUCCUCGUGUGCCGUGUUUGGGCUCGGCGCAGUCGGACUGGCUGCCAUCAUGGGCUGCAAGGUUGCCAUGGCGAAAAGCAUCAUCGGGAUCGACAUCAAUCCUGAGAAGUUUGAGAAAGCCAAGGAGUUUGGUGCCACUGAAUGUAUCAACCCCAGAGAUUCUAGCAAGCCUAUCCAAGAGGUAGUGGUGGAGAAGACCGGCGGAGGGGUGGACUACGCUCUGGAGUGUGUUGGAAGUCCAGUUAUCAUGAGUGCUGCACUUGAGUCCACAACAGAUGCCUGGGGAACCUGCGUCAUUGCUGGGUGGACAGAGACAGAAACAAUGUCCGUCAUGGUUAACAAGCUCCUGAUGGGCCGCACCUUGAAGGGGACUUAUUUUGGAGGCUGGAAGAGUGUACAGGAUGUGCCUAAACUGGUGGAUGACUACAUGAACCAGAAGUUGAAGCUGGAUGAGUUUAUCACUCACACACGGCAACUGGAUCAAAUCAAUGAGGCCUUUGAACUCCUGAAAAGUGGCAAAAGCAUCCGUACUGUCAUCAGUCUGCAUGACUCUCAAGAGGAGGAUAAACCUGAAGUUGCUACCGAAUGAGUUUAAGGAAUUGUUAAUGAUAUUUUGCGUGCACCAUACAACUCUUUUUCUUAAAAGAUAUGAACGAGUACAUUUUCCCUGCUUGACUUUGUAGCAAGUUCCCACAUUUACCACUAGAUGGCAGCCUUACAUCACGUAAAAUCUUCAGCGUCUGUUUCCAUGAAUAGCAUCUAACCUUAUAAAAACAUUGCUUUUCAAACUGCAAA